Eimeria mitis is the source of this 831-nucleotide messenger RNA. RefSeq lists its product as uncharacterized. NCBI's taxonomy places the organism in Eukaryota, Apicomplexa, Conoidasida, Eucoccidiorida, Eimeriidae. The record is from RefSeq and is a predicted model, not a curated record. Bases 1 to 831 code for a protein of 276 amino acids. The transcript has a single exon.
AUGCACCGCAUGGAACUCAUUCGCGGCUCAGCCCCAAGCUUCAUCCCAAGGUACAGGCGACCCUCAGAUCUUGAAGAGGGAAUUGAGCGGAAGGCGGAUGACCUUCUAAAGACGGGCAAGGUUCAACCGUCAACUAGCGCCUUUGGGCACGAUCCCGUGCUGCCAAAGAAAAAGGAAGGCAGGUGGCGCAUCUGCAUCGACUUCAAACCACUCGACAAAAUUACAGUGAAGCAGAAGUUUCCGAUUCCCAGGGUCGACGACAUCCUUGACCGUCUACGGGGUUCGACGGUAUACUCAGACUUUGACUUCGCCGAGGCCUUUUUGCAGAUCUCCAUUCAUCCGGUGGACAGGCACAAGGCGGCACACCACACCCGCACUGACGAGUUGGAGUACAGUUGUAUGCCCUUUAGCCUCGUGAACGUACCUGCUCAACGGCAGCGGCAGGUCAACCACGACUUCCUGGGGCCAAUGAAUGAGGGGUGGAGGGUGAUAUACAUGGAUGAUGUGCUUGUAUUCAGCCGAAAUGUGCAGGAGCACUUGCAGCAUCUCCGGCGGGCGCUGCAACUACUACGUAAGAAACAGUGGUUUGUGAAACCGCAAAAGUGUUCGUUUUUCAUGCAUACAAUCAGCUUCUUACGAUGUCAUGCCUCUGCAGCAGGGGUUGAACCAGACCCGGCUAAGAUUGGGGCGAUUCAGCGAUGGCCGCUACCUAUGUACAAGCGGACGGACGUGCAGAAGUCCCUCGGGCUCGCCUCAUACUACCGCAAUUUCAUUCAUGGAUUCGCUCGCAUUGUUGCCUCUCUUACUGAUCUUCUUAAGAAGCAGAAGUAG